UCUCCAAAAAGAUAUCUUUUCAUUAAUGGCGGACUCAGAAGGGCCCCACAAUCUGAUCGUCCCCAUCCGCAAUUCAGCGGAUCAUGUCCAUGUCUCAGUAAAUCUCCAAUUACGCACGCACGCCUCCACGAUUUGAUUUCUCAUGUUCCUUUUUGCACAAAAAGGGCGUAGAUUCUUUGCUAAUUUAUCUAAAGGGUAGAUUCCAUGGCCGGACAUGAUUUUCACCUCUGUAAAUCGAUCUCUUUUCUGAGCUUCAAAGCCUAGAAAAGGGGGCAGCCUUUUGUGAAGCAGCAAGCAUCUCUUCCCCCAACUAUUAAUUCGAUUCAAAUUGCCUUUGUAGCUUUUGUCCUUUUUCCUCGCAGGCUCCAAUACCCCCUUUUUCGAUCCUUUCCACCGUUGCUUUCUGAGCUUAAUUAGAUUUAUUAGCCAAUGGCUUGUACAAUUUUGGUGGAUUCUGCUCCAAUUUACUGAUGGGGCCGCCCGUGUUGUAAUGGAGUUGGUUUGGGGGUUAGGGUUAGGGAUUUGGUAUUUUUAAUUGGAAGUUUGUAUGACUUUGGAAUUUUCAACUUUGGAUAAACAGAAAAAAUAAUGGAACCCUUCCCUCUCAAGCUGACUGCUACGCGUUGAAUUUUCGUUGGAUUAUAUUAAGCUUUUCCAUUUCUGUGCGUUGGUUAGUUGUUUGAAGUUUGAAAAUUCUUUUGCUUGGAUUCGAUAUCUGUAAUGAGAUCUUGAGCAAUUUGGAGUUUUCUGGCAGCCGGCCAUCUCUGCAGGUUAUCCAACGCUCCAUUUGUUGUUCUUCGUAGAAUUCGUGAAAGCUGAUGUUGUUGGUGAAUUAGAUCUUGAGGAAAAUCCAUUUAAUUUUCAGAAUUUGUGGCUUUGUUAUAGAGGAUUGGUGUUAAGCAGAUUCAGUGAGCUAAGAUGGAUGAAAAUGGAGCUGAGGAUUGGAGGGAGACGGUGAGGAAAAUGCUUCCGCUGGGGGCGUCGAUUCCCGACGAGGAUAAUAUGGAUUAUUCGAUAGCUAUGGAGUACAACGGUCCUCCGAUUUCGUAUGAGAUUCCGAGGGCAGAGCCUCUUGAUAUGAAUUCCGAAUCAAUUCCAACUGCGGAGCCGAUCCCUUUAAGGAUGUCUCGAAUAGCAAGUAUCACGAAUCCGCCUCCUCGGAGUUCUAGGUUGUCAGGGAGUUCGGAAUCUGUAGUUUCUGUUCUACAGAAUCCUGAUUUUUCGUCGCCUUCUGUAUCGGCGUCUCCUGGUUCAGUGCGCAGCCAUGAUCAAGCUCCGAAGGAGCUUGCAAAUGAAGGGAGGAGAGCUACUGUUACGUUCAAUACCCUCGAUAAGUCGGAAAGGAAAGCUGCGGAUACGGAGAAGCAAGUAUAUCCCGAAUUCUUCGUCGAUAAGGAAAAGAAGAAAAGGAAGAAGACGAGAGUAUGUUAUCGUUGUGGGAAGGGGAAGUGGGAGGCGAAAGAGUCGUGUUUAGUUUGCGGUGCAAAGUACUGCGGCAAUUGCGUGCUCCGCGCAAUGGGAUCGAUGCCGGAAGGGCGCAAGUGCGUGCCGUGCAUCGGGGAACCUAUUGAUGAGUCGAACAGGUCGAAACUGGGAAAGCAUUCGAGGGUGUUGUCACGUUUACUCAGUCCUUUAGAAGUCAAACAUAUAAUGAAAGCAGAAAAAGAAUGCGCGGCUAAUCAGCUCCGACCCGAGCAGCUGAUCGUGAAUGGUUACGCCUUAAAACCGGAGGAAAUGGCUGAGCUUUUUGGCUGCCCUUUACCUCCCCGGAAACUUAAGCCCGGCCUGUAUUGGUACGACAAAGAAUCCGGCCUUUGGGGGAAGGAGGGAGAAAAGCCGGACAGAAUUAUCAGUUCGAAUUUAAAUUUCACCGGGAAGCUUAGUCCUCAUGCUAGCAAUGGGAACACCGAAGUAUACAUGAAUGGUCGGGAGAUUACGAAACUUGAGCUAAGAGUACUCAAGAUUGCCAACGUGCAAUGCCCUCGCGAUACUCAUUUUUGGGUUUAUGAUGACGGUCGCUACGAGGAGGAAGGGCAAAAUAAUAUUCGAGGAAACAUAUGGGAGAAGGCAUCGACACGGUUCGUCUGCUCGUUGUUCUCUUUGCCUGUACCCCAAGGUCAGCCUAACGGGAAUGAGCCCAGCAACUAUGCUGUAGUACCAAAUUAUAUCGAGAAGAAGAGGACUCAGAAGCUUCUUCUACUUGGACUCCCGGGUUCUGGAACCAGCACUAUAUUCAAGCAGGCUAAGUUUUUGUAUGGAAAGAAGUUUGGCCCCGAAGAACUGCAGGAUAUCAAGCUUAUGAUCCAAAGUAACAUGUACAGCUAUCUGAGCAUUCUGCUCGAUGCUCGAGAACGGUUUGAGGAGGCUCUAUCCAGAACGAAAGGGCAUACUUCAGAUCAAGAAGAACCCGAGUCAGGCGAAGAUAUCGACUCCAGCGGCAAUAAUCAUUGUGUAUAUUCUCUCACUCCGAGGUUGAAGGAUUUUUCCGACUGGCUUCUCGACAUCAUCGCUACUGGAGAUUUGGAUGCGUUCUUUCCUGCUGCAACCCGAGAGUACGCCCCACUUGUCGACGAAGUGUGGAGAGCUCCUGCCAUACAGGAGACAUACCGAAGAAAGAACGAGCUUCACUAUCUUCCUGAUGUAGCCGAGUACUUCUUAAAUCGGGCCGUUGAGAUAUCAAGCAACGAAUACGAGCCUACAGACCGUGAUAUCCUGUACGCCGAAGGCGUAACUCAGGGAAAUGGCUUGGCUGUAAUGGAGUUCUCCUUCGACGACCAUAGCCCCAUGUCGGAAGCCUAUGUCGACAAUCUGGAAGCUGCGCCAGCACCUCUGACAAAGUACCAACUUAUUCGAGUAAACGCCAAGGGAAUCGCCAACGGAUGCAAGUGGGUCGAAAUGUUCGAGGACGUUCGUGUAGUCGUCUUCUGCGUCGCCCUGAACGACUACGCACACUCGUGGGUAGCUCGGGAGUGCAACGGCAAUGGUACAUUGCUGCAAAACAAGAUGAUCAAAAGCAGGGAGAUGUUCGAAUCGAUGAUCAGGCAUCCAUGUUUCAAAGACACGCCGUUCGUGCUGAUCCUGAACAAAUACGAUCUCUUCGAGGAGAAGAUCAAUCGAAUCCCGCUCAGCACCUGCGAAUGGUUCACUGACUUCAGCCCCGUCCGGCCGCACAACAGCAACCAGUCCCUGGCGCACCAGGCGUACUUCUACGUAGCCAUGAAGUUCAAGGAUCUGUACGCUUCUAUGACGGGGAGAAAGCUGUUCGUGUGGCAAGCCAAGGCGAGGGACCGCCCGACGGUCGACGAGGCUUUCAAGUUCAUAAGAGAAGUGGUGAGAUGGGACGAUGAGAAGGCGGAUAAUUACUACGGCGGUGGUGCUGAGGAUUCAUUUUACAGCACGACGGAUGUGAGCUCGACGCCGUUCGUUGCAGCGCAAUAAUGAAUGGGAAGUGCAUUUUGAUGAUUGUAGUUGGUUAUGUGUGUAAAGAUGCUUGAUUUUGUUGUAAUGGAGGAUGGAGCUGCGUGGAAGAUAUGAAUUCUGUAGCAAAA
Molecule: messenger RNA, 3548 nt
Organism: Andrographis paniculata
Lineage: Eukaryota; Viridiplantae; Streptophyta; Magnoliopsida; Lamiales; Acanthaceae
Product: extra-large guanine nucleotide-binding protein 3-like
Exons: 9
Coding region: 919-3438 (839 amino acids)
Biological process (GO): adenylate cyclase-modulating G protein-coupled receptor signaling pathway
Cellular component (GO): heterotrimeric G-protein complex
Molecular function (GO): G protein-coupled receptor binding; G-protein beta/gamma-subunit complex binding; GTPase activity
Source: RefSeq, a predicted model, not a curated record